CACAAGUGCAAGUACCAGCUGUCUCCGCAGUGUGGAACCAGGCUGCGAAUGACUUCAAGGCUUGGGGCUGCCUGCCCGGUAACUAUUGAACCUUGGAUUUUUCCGAUUAUCUUAACCUAGGUAACUUAGGUAUUAUUUGACCGGUACCUAUAUUUCGCCAUUUAUCGAUGUCGCAACCUCACACCUGAGGUUCAACCGUGGCCUAUUGAAUCUAAUAUAGCUCUUUUUGAUGAAUGCAACAUCGAGGACAUGGCCGAAGACACAACAACUGCAGCUCUGAAGAGCAGAUAUUUGGGCCGAACCUUGCAAGAUGUCCCUGCCCCUGCCGCAGUCCUCGAUCUUGCCAAGUUGGAGGUCAACUGUCAGCGGAUGAUUGACGCCACAAAGAGACUUGGGAUGUUAUGGCGGCCUCAUAUCAAAACUCAUAAGACUACUGAACUGACGAGACUUCAAGUUGGAGAUGGAGACGACACUCCUGCCAACCUCGUUGUAUCUACACUCGUCGAAGCUGAGAAUAUCGUGCCUUUACUCGAGGAGUAUCAGUCCAAAGGCCGAAAAAUCAAUAUCCUCCAUUCUUUCCCCCUCCCAUCGUUCGCCGUGCCCCGACUCGCCUAUAUCGCCUCCCGACUGGGUCCUGGCUCGGUCAGCGUCAUGAUCGACCACCCCGGCCAAGUCCCCCUGCUCGCCAACCUCUCCUCCGCCUCGGGCCAUCCGCCGCUCGUCUUCCUCAAGGUCGACACCGGAUACCGCCGCGCUGGCGUCGAGCCCGACUCCCCCGCUUGCGACGCCCUCAUUGACGCCCUCCUGGCAAGCGAGGCUGCCGGCGACUGCGUCUUCCACGGCCUGUACUCGCACGCCUCCCACUCGUACGGCAUGCGUGACGAUUGGCGUGCGAUGGAGCUCCUGGCGGCGGAGUUUCUAGGCGUGCAGAUGGCCGCCGGGAAGGUGCGCUCCAGGAGCCCCGGACACUCUCUCGUCCUGUCGGUGGGGGCGACGCCGACUGCAACGACCGUCCAGCAUCCCGGGCUGGGGGACGGUGUGAGUGCCGACGCAGGUGGUGGGACGGAUGUGGGCGGAGAGACCACUGCUCCGACGGGGCUGCUGACGAAGCUGUUUGGGGAGUUGAAGACCGAUGGCCUCGAGCUGGAGGUCCAUGCGGGGGUGUAUCCUACCUUGGAUUUGCAGCAGCUUGCGACUCAUGCGCGGGACAGGAGCCUUAUGACGCAUGAAGACAUCGCCUUCGAUGUGCUCGUCGAGGUGGCCUCUCUCUAUCCCGGGCGCGGCGCCGACGGCACGACCGAGGCUCUGGUCACUGCCGGGUGCCUGGCGUUGGGAAGGGAGCCGGUCCAGGACAAGGGAGCUCUUCCCGGGAAGGAUUACAGUGGCUGGGGAAUGGUGUCUCCCUGGAACUCUCGAAACGUAGCUCCAGGGGCGGAUUUCCCGAGGGUUCACAGAGGGUGGCAGGUUGGACGGAUCAGCCAGGAGCACGGCAUACUAGUGUGGAACGGCGAGAAACAGGAAGAAGUUCCACUGGAGGUGGGGCAGCGACUUCGCAUCUGGCCGAAUCAUUCCUGCAUCGCUGGAGCAGGAUUCGACUACUACCUGAUUGUGGACAGCAGAAACAAAGGCAAGGAGGAUGAAGUCAUCGAUGUCUGGCCAAGAUGGAGGGGCUGGUGAUGGCUCGGGUAUGCAGCGCCUUUUCGCCUGUCGGCUAGGAAAAGCUCUGGUGUGUAGCUUGAGGGUCGCGUCUUGGAAACUGUAAACUAGCCGAUCUCCAGACUUGAACGGCAAUACGUCGGCGCAUAGGUACCUUUGCCGUGUCUGUUGUCGUGCGUGACUAGGUACCUAAUAAGCUUGCUAGGUCGGUCACCGCAAACCUACCUACCUAAACUCUAUUCACAUGGGAAACGACCGGGAACUGCAUAAAGAGAUGUGCCCCACCAAAAUGCCCUGACGGAUAAUUACAUAAUAUGUGCUUCCUCAUUGGAUAAACGAGGGAAGAGGAGGCACCAACUGGGGCAAAAAAAAAUUAUAUCGACCAAACUCGUCGGGGGCUCCUUU
This is a messenger RNA of Phialemonium atrogriseum, 2061 nucleotides long. RefSeq names its product D-serine dehydratase. The record is from RefSeq and is a predicted model, not a curated record. Lineage: Eukaryota; Fungi; Ascomycota; Sordariomycetes; Cephalothecales; Cephalothecaceae. The coding region runs from base 250 to 1677 and encodes 475 amino acids. Gene Ontology annotation, molecular function: D-serine ammonia-lyase activity. Gene Ontology annotation, biological process: D-serine catabolic process. The transcript has 3 exons.